Molecule: messenger RNA, 2161 nt
Organism: Otolemur garnettii (small-eared galago)
Lineage: Eukaryota; Metazoa; Chordata; Mammalia; Primates; Galagidae
Gene: ZBTB45
Product: zinc finger and BTB domain containing 45
Exons: 3
Coding region: 134-1660 (508 amino acids)
Biological process (GO): regulation of cytokine production; regulation of immune system process; negative regulation of transcription by RNA polymerase II
Molecular function (GO): protein binding
Source: RefSeq, a predicted model, not a curated record
UUCCCUGAGAGAGAGGGCAGACCUGUAUCUCCAGCCCUUUCCUAGGAGUGUGGAGGGGUCUGUAGAGGUGGAGGACCCUGAAGAAAUCCUGGGGACAGUAUGGAGGGAGGAAGCGUUGGCGUGUCCUGUGUUGAUGGCGGCUGCAGAGGCAGUGCACCACAUACACCUGCAGAACUUCUCUCGUUCGCUGCUCGAGACCCUUAACGGGCAGAGGCUAGGGGGGCACUUCUGCGACGUGACUGUGCGCAUCCGUGAGGCUUCGCUGCGCGCACACCGCUGCGUGCUAGCCGCUGGCUCGCCCUUCUUCCAGGACAAGCUGCUGCUGGGUCACUCUGAGAUCCGCGUGCCGCCGGUGGUACCCGCGCAGACUGUGCGCCAGCUGGUUGAGUUCCUCUACAGCGGCUCACUGGUAGUGGCGCAAGGCGAAGCGCUGCAGGUGCUAACAGCUGCCUCGGUGCUUCGCAUCCAAACCGUUAUUGACGAGUGCACGCAGAUUAUUGCGCGUGCUCGCGCCCCGAGCACCUCAGCACCCGCGCCUCUGCCGGCGCCGGUGCCUCCGCCGCUUGCACCAGCCCAACUGCGGCACCGCUUGCGCCACUUGCUAGCUGCACGCCCCCCAGGGCAUUCCAGUGCGGCGCAUAGCCGCAAGCAGCGCCAGCCCGCACGUCUGCAGCUACCUACAUCUCUGGCGCCAGCCAAGGCCGAAGGGCCUGACCCCGAUCCUGCACUGCCGUCGGCUUCUGACGACCGAGGUGAUGAUGAGGACGAGGAGACUGAUGAUGACACUGACGGUGAGGACGGCGAAGGCAGUGGCCCGGGCGAGGGCCAGGCUCCCCCUUCCUUCCCAGACUGUGCGGCCAGCUUCCUUACUGCUGCCGCUGACAGCGCGUGCGAGGAUCCCCCUGCGCCCACCGGCCUCACUGACUAUGGCGGUGCUAGCAGGGACUUCCUUCGGGGAGCUACAGCAGCUGAAGAUGUGUUCCCCGACAGCUAUGUAUCUGCUUGGCACGAUGAGGACGGUGCUGGCGCUGAAGGUUGUGCUUCUGAGACCCCUGUCCCGCCCGACUGCGUCCUAGCUGGACCCCGCCCUCCCGGAGUGAAGACCCCUGGGCCACCUGUUUCGCUUUUUCCUUUUCACUUGGGAGCUCCCGCCCCACCCCCUCCUGCGCCAUCUGGACCAGCCCCUGCACCUCCACCUGCCUUUUACCCUGCGCUCCAGCCGGACGCAGCCCCCACCUCUCAGCUUGGUGAAGCCCCGGCCCCCUCUGUUGCUCCUGUGACGAACCCCUCAAGCACCCCAGCGCGUGCCCCAGGUGUAGAGCCGCCGGCCUAUGAGUGCAGCCACUGCCACAAGACGUUCAGCUCACGGAAAAACUACACCAAGCACAUGUUCAUCCACUCGGGGGAGAAACCACACCAGUGCGCCGUGUGCUGGCGAUCCUUCUCACUACGCGACUACUUGCUCAAGCAUAUGGUUACGCACACGGGUGUACGCGCCUUCCAGUGCGCCAUCUGCGCCAAGCGUUUCACGCAGAAGAGCUCCCUCAACGUGCAUAUGCGCACGCACCGGCCUGAGCGCGCGCCCUGUCCCGCCUGCGGCAAGGUCUUCUCCCACCGUGGUUUGCUGGAGCGCCACCUGUCCUCACACCCUGCACCCUGAUUGGGGCCUGGAUCAGGCCAGCCUCUUCCACUGUGGGAGCAACCCCACCACAUACUCUUGAGCUCAGGCCCUCCCUCUGUCCUCACCCCUUUCUCCAUACUGGGACCCAGUCCACCUUACUCCUUUCCACCCCGUACUUGGACCUUCUAGGUGGUGUUGGGCUGGGUCUGGUCAGAGACCCGAACACCUCCGAGAACUGGGCCAUUUCCAGCCUGAACCGGCUCUUAGAUACUUGGAGCCAGGCCCUGUAUUCCUGCCUCUGCACACGGCUUGUAACCUGCCCCCUCCUGAGGGAUGGGGCUGGGAGGGGGGAAAGUGGGGUGUCCUGGGGCUGUGCCCCUUUCCCAGUGUUAGGCUGGACAAGGUCUCCCUACCCAGAGCUAGUCCUCCUUCAGGGGGGCGCCUAAGGAGGCUCAGGUGGACUUGUGAUAGAAUAAGGCUGGGUCUUGCAACUCCUGAUCUGUAAUAAAGUACUGUUGGCCGCAAGGCCUAAACCACGAA